Nicotiana attenuata is the source of this 3101-nucleotide messenger RNA. RefSeq names its product kinesin-like protein KIN-14N. The transcript is spliced from 17 exons. The record is from RefSeq and is a predicted model, not a curated record. Lineage: Eukaryota; Viridiplantae; Streptophyta; Magnoliopsida; Solanales; Solanaceae. Bases 356 to 2758 code for a protein of 800 amino acids. Gene Ontology annotation, biological process: microtubule-based movement. Gene Ontology annotation, molecular function: microtubule binding; microtubule motor activity; ATP binding.
UCCUCAGUCCCCAGCGUACGCUCUUCGACACUACGUCGUUUCGUCCCUAACCUCCGUCGAUCCAAACAGACCAAAUUACCAAUUAGGGUUGCAGAGUGAGAGCCUAGAUGAUGUUUCUCUUCUUCAAUUGGAGUAUAAUAUUUUUCUUGCUCUAAAUCUUUUUUCUAAAUUCAUCACUGUGUGUGUCUUUCUCAGUUUACUGCAAUUCAAAGCAACGGUAGUGAUAGUGUAUUCAUAGCUUCGAUUACAAUCCACGGACCCACAGUCCCACACCCCCGAAAUCAAAUUCUCUGAUUUUAACUUCUCUCUCUUUUUCUCAUUACUUACCAUUUCGUAAUUACAAUUUUUUUUCAAAAUGGCUCCUCCUAGGAACCAGAACAAAGCCCCAAUUCCUUCUAGCCCUUCAAAUAGUAAGUACGCAACAGAUGAAAUAUCAGUAGAUAAGAAGAGAAAAAUUGCGAUUCCGAGAAUGCCGACGACCGCUGGUAGACCAACAAGGCAAGCAUUUGCAUUGGUGAAUGCAGUGGCUCAACCAGAUCUGAUUCCUACUAGUGGACCGCCGAGUACUGCCGGUUCAGAUAGCCCCGCCUUUGAGUUUACUAAAGAGGAUGUUGAAUCUUUACUCGCUGAGAAAUUGAAAACUAAGAACAAGUUUAACACUAAGGAAAAGUGCGAUCUCAUGUCAGAAUACAUAAGAAGACUUAAGCUAUGCGUUAAGUGGUUCCAGCAGCUUGAAGAAAGCCAUGUCACACAACAGGCAUCACUUAGAACCUUGCUAGACUCAGCAGAGAAGAAAUGCAACGAGAUGGAGAUGCUUAUGAAAGCCAAAGAGGAAGAAUUGAACUCAAUCAUAAUGGAGUUAAGGAAAACUAUUGAAGCUCUGCAAGAGAAGUGUGCAAAAGAGGAGUCAGCCAAAUUGGAAGCGAUGGAUUCUUUUAGUAGGGAGAAAGAGGCUAGAGAUGCAGCAGAGAAACUGCAAGCUUCAGUUUCUGAAGAGCUCAAGAGAUCUCAACAAGACAAUUCAAGUGCGAAUCAAAAGAUUCAAUCACUAAAUGAAAUGUACAAGCGGUUACAGGAGUACAAUACAAGUUUACAGCAGUACAACAGUAAGCUCCAGUCUGAACUUGCUUCAACAAAUGAAACAUUGAAGCGUGUGGAGAAGGAGAAAGCUGCAGUUGUUGAAAAUCUCAGCACCCUCAGGGGGCAUUAUACUUCUUUGCAGGAACAGCUCUCUUCUUCUAGAGCUGUUCAAGAUGAGGCUGUGAAACAAAAAGAAACUUUAGCAAAUGAAGUUGGAUGUUUGCGGGCAGAUUUACAAAAGAUGAGGGAUGAUCGUGAUCAACAGUUGUAUCAAGUCCAGGUUCUAAAUGCUGAAUUACAAAAAUGUAAGGAAUGUACUGGGAAAUCUGUUGCUGAGUUAGAGAACAUGUCAGUAAGGGCAAACGAACUGGAGGCACAAUGUCUGUCUCAAUCUGAACAAAUAAUCAGAUUGCAAGAAAAACUUACUUUUGCGGAGAAGAGGUUACAGAUGUCCGACAUGUCAGCACUUGAAACAAAAACAGAAUAUGAGGAGCAGAAGAAAAUGAUCUUUGAUUUGCGCCAGCGUCUUGCUGAUGCAGAAACAAAAGUUGUGGAAGGGGAGAAACUUCGGAAAAAAUUGCACAAUACUAUACUGGAAUUGAAAGGCAACAUACGGGUUUUCUGUAGAGUGAGACCUUUAUUAUCUGAAGACUGUGUUAGUACAGAAGCCAAUGUUAUCUCUUUUCCUACCUCAAUGGAAGCACAAGGGAGAGGGAUUGACGUGGCACAAAAUGGGCAAAAGCAUUCCUUCACAUUUGACAAAGUUUUCACGCCCGAGGCUUCACAACAAGAUGUUUUUGUUGAGAUAUCCCAACUUGUACAGAGUGCUCUUGACGGUUAUAAGGUUUGUAUAUUUGCUUAUGGUCAGACUGGUUCUGGCAAGACACAUACAAUGAUGGGCAACCCAGAAAGUCCAGAGAAUAAAGGACUAAUACCCCGCACCUUAGAACAGGUAUUUGAGACCCGACAGUCUCUUCAAGCACAAGGGUGGAAAUAUGAAAUGCAGGUUUCUAUGCUUGAAAUAUACAACGAGACAAUUCGGGACCUUUUGUCAGGUUUCGAUGCUUCCAGACCAGAAAACGGCGGAAAGCAAUAUACAAUCAAACAUGAUGUAAAUGGCAACACCCAUGUCUCUGACCUGACAAUUGUAGAUGUUCAUAGUAGUAGCAAGGUUUCUUCUCUUCUAAGGCGGGCUGCACAAAGCAGGUCUGUUGGCAAGACUCAGAUGAACGAGAAUUCUUCAAGAAGUCAUUUUGUUUUCACUUUGAGAAUUUCCGGUGUUAAUGAGAGCACAGAGCAGCAAGUGCAAGGUGUACUCAACUUGAUUGAUCUUGCUGGCAGUGAGCGUCUGUCCAAGAGUGGGUCUACUGGAGAUAGGUUGAAAGAAACUCAGGCUAUCAACAAGAGUCUAUCGUCUUUAAGUGAUGUUAUAUUUGCUCUUGCAAAGAAAGAGGAGCAUGUGCCAUUUAGGAACUCAAAGCUUACAUAUCUUCUCCAGCCUUGUCUAGGUGGUGACUCGAAGACGUUGAUGUUUGUCAAUGUUGCACCGGAUCCUUCUUCUACUGGCGAGUCCCUGUGUUCUCUCCGAUUUGCAGCAAGAGUGAAUGCUUGUGAGAUUGGAAUCCCAAGGCGUCAAACGAGCAUGCGUUCAUUGGAUUCUCGCUUAAGCAUUGGCUAAUAAUUUUUUCUUAUAUUUAUAGAACUCUCGUUCUAUCUUUAGAAAGUGUGUGGUCUGUAUUCUAUAUUAUUGGCAUUUGAUUUUAACAGAAGUAAACACACCCGCUAACAGAAUCCACCUUCAAUUUGUAUAGUGGAGAGAGAAUACUGCCAAUGUAUCUGUAAUAUCAAGGGCUUUGCCUAUCAACAUUAUCUCCUGAUUUUUUUCUUUCACGAUGUUACCCGAGUGUUGUAACUUUUUGAUUUAAAUUUAGUCUCCCUUUGCUGUAACUUUCUUUUGUUGUGGUCUUGUGGACAUCUUCAGAAGUAUAUAAUUGACGAAAACAGGAUCAAAUGCAUUCGUU